AUGCCCAAAGCUCCACCCCCUAGUCCACCUGUGGACAGCAUCGAGGCAACCAAGUACGCAUUUCAGGACAAUGUGUACUAUCUACAACAAGGUACAAGUGAGAAUAUCCAGCGUCCUAUGGGUCGGCAGUCACUGAGAUUGCAUAUCUUGCAGAUUAAGGAUGAGGCUACCCAGCAGAUUUACAAAAUUGCGACUUCGGAUAUGAGGAAGCGGCCUGGUGCUUGA
Messenger RNA from Letharia lupina, 225 nucleotides. RefSeq lists its product as uncharacterized. Bases 1 to 225 code for a protein of 74 amino acids. The record is from RefSeq and is a predicted model, not a curated record. Lineage: Eukaryota; Fungi; Ascomycota; Lecanoromycetes; Lecanorales; Parmeliaceae. The transcript has 2 exons.